Octopus bimaculoides (California two-spot octopus) is the source of this 3335-nucleotide messenger RNA. RefSeq lists its product as uncharacterized. Gene Ontology annotation, biological process: regulation of transcription by RNA polymerase II. Gene Ontology annotation, cellular component: nucleus. NCBI's taxonomy places the organism in Eukaryota, Metazoa, Mollusca, Cephalopoda, Octopoda, Octopodidae. The record is from RefSeq and is a predicted model, not a curated record. Gene Ontology annotation, molecular function: DNA-binding transcription activator activity, RNA polymerase II-specific; RNA polymerase II cis-regulatory region sequence-specific DNA binding.
UUCGCCCCUGGAAGCGGUCUACUGGUAUAACAUGUGUCCCCGAUCCGGACAAGCGGAAGAGUCUGUGCCGCACGGAGCAGUGUUCAAGUAUGAAUGGAAGCAUCCCAGUAGGACGCCGGAGUUCUGCGAGGAAGAGAAGGGACCCGCCGGCGUGAAAGUAGGGGGGGGAAGUUUGGGUCAAGCCGCCGAAGGCACGCUGCACAUCACAAUAGGGCAGGGGAACAGUGACAGCGGUCAAUUCCAGAAACAAUGUACCCGUGGAUCUGCGAAGGAUAACCACUUCGUCGGAUGAAGAGCCCGAUGGAAACGUGGCACCUGGCUUGAGAAGAUUUCGACGCGUAAGACGCCCGCCCGGUUGGAUGGCGGACUUCGAAUUGGAGUAGGGGUGAACGAGAUCUUUAAGAUCAGGGUGGCGUGUGGUAUGACGUCAGUGACUCGGGAGGCUGACCGGAAGAGGAAAAAGGGCAGAGGGAGCCUCGAUUGGGAUUCGUGCCCUCUUUCGAACGGGGUCGUGGUCAGGAGAGAACGUGAUAAUAGACGGUCUAGGUUUGGAAGAAGCAGCAAGCUUCGAUGAUCGGACACCGCAAGGCCGACUCGCAGUCGACGAAAGGAAAACCGAGAAUAUGGGAUGUUAGUGUGCUAAAGGCGUUUUUACAUCAGAUACAUCAUGAAUAUUGAUCAUCAUUUGAAGACUAAUAGAAGAUAUUAUAAAUAAUAGAUAUAACCCUGUUUCGAUAACAUAUCUAUGGUAAAUAACUGAAAUAUUUCUUCCGAAUUAAUAGCAACAUAUAUUUUCCUCGUUGCCAGGAAUAUACACUUGGAAAAAUCUGCAAAGGUGUUUGUAUUACCUUCAGAUAUUCGCGAAGAUCAGAGUUGCUGUGGUUAUAGCUGUAGAAGUAUUUGAAUCAGCAAAUAAAUAUAUAAAGAAGAAAGAAAAAAAUACAUUUUGUGCUUGUAUACUGGAGAACAAUUAUGAAUCCUCAAGAGAUGAUAAGAGAAAAAGAAGCAUUAUCAUACGAAUGUGAUAUCUGUAAAAAGUCUUUAUCUAGUAAAAGAAAUCUCACUCUUCACAAACGUAUUCAUGCUGGUGGAAAGCAAUACCACUGUGAUAUCUGUGGAAAGUCUUUUUUGCACAAAAGUAACCUUACUUCUCACAAAUACACUCAUACUGGAGAGAAACCAUAUUCUUGUGAUAUCUGUGGUAAAUCGUUCUCUCAAAAAAGUACCCUUAUUUAUCACAAAUCCAUUCAUACAGGAGAGAAACCAUAUCAGUGUGAUAUUUGUGGUAAAUCAUUCUCUCAAAAAAAUACCCUUACUUAUCACAAAUCCAUUCAUACACAAGAGAAACCAUAUUCUUGUGAUAUCUGUGGUGAAUCAUUCUCUCAAAGAAAAACCCUUGCUUGUCACAAAUCCAUUCAUACUGGAGAUAAACCAUAUCACUGUGAUGUUUGUGGUAAAUCAUUCUCUCAAAAAUGUAACCUUACCUCUCACAAACGCACUCAUACUGGAGAGAAACCAUAUUCUUGUGAUAUCUGUGGUAAAUCAUUCUCUCAAAGAAAAACCCUUGCUUGUCACAAAACCAUUCAUACACAAGAGAAACCAUAUCACUGUGAUAUUUGUGGUAAAUCAUUCUCUCAUAAGAAUAGCCUUACUUCUCACAAAUCCAUUCAUACACAAGAGAAACCAUAUCACUGUCAUAUUUGUGGUAAAUCAUACACUCAAAAAAGUAACCUUACCUCUCACAAAUCCAUUCAUACAGGAGAUAAACCAUAUCACUGCAAUAUUUGUGAUAAAUCCUUUGUAGUCAAAAGUUAUUUAACUGUUCAUGGACGUACUCAUACUAAUGAGAGGCCAUAUCAGUGUGAUAUUUGUGGUAAAUCAUUCUCUCAGAGGAGUGGUCUUACUCAUCACAAAUACACUCAUACAGGAGAGAAACCAUAUCAGUGUGAUUUCUGUGAUAAAUCCUUCGUAGUAAGAAAUAAUUUAACUGCCCAUGAACUUACUCAUACUAAAGAGAGGUCACAUCAGUGUGAUAUUUGUGGCAAAUCAUUCUCUCAAAAAGGUAACCUUACCUCUCACAAAUACAUUCAUACAGGAGAGAAACCAUAUCACUGCAAUAUUUGUGGUAAAUCCUUUGUACUAAGAAAUAAUUUAACUGCUCAUGAACUUACUCAUACCAAUGAGAGGCCACAUCAGUGUGAUAUUUGUGGUAAAUCAUUCUCUCAUAAGAGUAGCCUUACUUAUCACAAAUCCACUCAUACAGGAGAGAAACCAUAUCACUGCAAUAUCUGUAGUAAAUCCUUUGUAAUCAAAAGUAAUUUAACUGCUCAUGAAUUUACUCAUACUAAUGAGAGGCCAUAUCACUGUGAUGUUUGUGGUAAAUCAUUCUCUCAAAAAUGUAACCUUACCUCUCACAAAUACAUUCAUACAGGAGAGAAACCGUAUCAGUGUGAAAUUUGUGGUAAAUCAUUCCUUUAUUCGAAGUCUUUAACCGACCAUAAAGGCACUCACACAGGAGAGAAACCAUAUUUCUGUGAUAUCUGUGGUAAAUCAUUUUCUUCUCAAAGUAAUUUAACUUCUCAUAAAUACAUUCACACAGGAGAGAAACUAUAUUCCUGUGAUAUCUGUGGUAAAUCAUUCUGUGUAAGAAAAUAUUUAACUAAUCACAAACUCAUUCAUACACAAGAGAAACCAUAUUGCUGCGAUAUCUGUGGUAAAUCGUUUUCUCAAAAGUAUUACUUAAAUAGACACAAAUACAUUCAUACAGGAGAGAAACCAUAUUCUUGCGAUGUCUGUGGUAAAUCAUUCAGUGUAAAAAAAUAUUUAACUGAUCACAAACGCAUCCAUACACGAAAGAAACCAUAGCCGUGUGAUAUCUGCAGUAAACCAUUCUGUCUAAGAAAAGAUUUAACUAAUCGCAAAUCCACUCAUACUGGAGAGAAAUUUAUAUCACUGUGAUGUCUGUGGCAAAUCAUUACGAGGAACAUGGCAUAUAUACUCAUAAACGUUUUCUUACAAGAGACAAGACCUAUCACUGUGGUAUCUGUGGUAAAUCAUUCUCUGUGGAACAGUAUUUAACUAAUCACAAAUACAUUCAUACAGGAAAAAAAAACCCAGACAAUAUCACUGUGAUAAGUCAUUCUCUUGUAAUCACUGAACUAGACAAAAACAUAUUCAUACAGGAUAAAAUUCUAUGACUGUGUUAUCUAUGCUAAAUCAUUCUCUCAAUACUGUACCUUAAUUAAACAUAUUUAUUCAUGUUGAUCAAUAACAAUAUAAUAAAAUAGAUGUCCUGGUGAAUAAAAUACAGCAAUUAUAUUAUUUUUUAUGAAGGA